CUCUCCUCUGUUCCCUCCGCUGUCUGAUCUCCCCUCCGCCUGAUUUCUUGAAUUGACUAUGGGAUGCUGAUCGCCCACCGAAAAGAAGGACAGUCAACUUUUGAUCAGUAUUCUACUGUUAUUGGACACAAUUCAGCCAGGUUGAAGAAGCAGACCAUCGGUGACCGAAAACAAGAGGGAAAGAAGAGGACGCACGCAGAGAAGAAGAAAAGGGGGAAGAGGGAAAAUCUUCGUGCGUUUAUGAUCCAUACCACUCGACAAACCGAAUCAACGCCGUUUUGCAAUGCCGGGUUCUUCAGCAAGUCACAAGUAGGGCGUGAGCGUACCAUUCUCAAGGGGACUUUUGGUGGUGGGGAUUUUUUGUAUGGGAUGUCUAUAGCUAGUGAGCUUCUAAGUUAGUUGUGGUAGAUAUGUAUAUAUCUUUUAGAUAGAUUAUAGUGAACUCUGAUAUUGUAACCAGAUGAAUUUUUUAUCGCAUAUAUAUUAGGUUGAAUUUAGGUUUUAUUGA
Messenger RNA from Syzygium oleosum, 508 nucleotides. RefSeq lists its product as uncharacterized. The transcript is spliced from 3 exons. The coding region runs from base 64 to 399 and encodes 111 amino acids. The record is from RefSeq and is a predicted model, not a curated record. Lineage: Eukaryota; Viridiplantae; Streptophyta; Magnoliopsida; Myrtales; Myrtaceae.